CUAAAUAAUGUCUAAUAUAGUGCAAUAUAUAAUUGUUCGUAGCGAUUUAAAGUCGGCACUUGGAUGGCCACUGGGCGCCGUAAUAGCACAAUGUUGUCAUGCCUCGACGGCUGUAAUGCAUUUGCAUCGCGAGGAUGAAGUCACCAAAUCAUAUCUGGACGAUUUGGAUAAUAUGCACAAAGUGGUAUUGGGAGCCAAAGAUGAAGAUGCUCUACGCAAACUUUCCGAUAAGCUGACCGAAAAUGAUAUUAAACAUAAAAUGUGGAUAGAACAACCAGAGAAUAUUCCCACAUGCAUUGCCAUUAAGCCCUAUGUGAAAGAGGAUGUACAUAAGUUUGUUAAAAGCUUGAAAUUGUUAAAGGAAUAAAU
Messenger RNA from Musca vetustissima, 369 nucleotides. Its product is annotated as putative peptidyl-tRNA hydrolase PTRHD1. Gene Ontology annotation, molecular function: peptidyl-tRNA hydrolase activity. The record is from RefSeq and is a predicted model, not a curated record. The coding region runs from base 8 to 367 and encodes 119 amino acids. Lineage: Eukaryota; Metazoa; Arthropoda; Insecta; Diptera; Muscidae. The transcript is spliced from 2 exons.